This is a messenger RNA of Peromyscus leucopus (white-footed mouse), 1234 nucleotides long. RefSeq names its product palmitoyltransferase ZDHHC3-like. The transcript has a single exon. Bases 176 to 1015 code for a protein of 279 amino acids. The record is from RefSeq and is a predicted model, not a curated record. Gene Ontology annotation, molecular function: protein-cysteine S-palmitoyltransferase activity. NCBI's taxonomy places the organism in Eukaryota, Metazoa, Chordata, Mammalia, Rodentia, Cricetidae. Gene Ontology annotation, cellular component: Golgi apparatus; endoplasmic reticulum. Gene Ontology annotation, biological process: peptidyl-L-cysteine S-palmitoylation; protein targeting to membrane.
ACUGCAAGGAUCAACCCCUCCCUGCCUCUGCCCAGGGCAGCAGGUACCAAUUCCAGACAAGCUGGGCGGGAAAGGAGGGCCAAGGCACGGGGACCUUUUUCUCUCUGGGGUUUCCUCCUGGGCUUUGAUCUACCACCAGGAUGCCGGCCCCUGAGCAGGCCUGAGGACUCUCACAAUGCUUUCAUGGGUCCAAAAACGUAGCACUUCCGAGCACAGGGCCGAGCUAGAGAGCCCACCAAAGGGCCCCGAGCGUUGCUGCUGGUUCGUGUGGGACCCCCUGGGCAUCCUAUUUUCCAUGGCCAUGUGGGUGCUAGUGCUGAGCUCUGCGUGGUUCCUGGUCCGGGACCUGCUCGUACCAUCUAACAACAUAUCCUACGCUGUGACCAACGGUGUGGUCUUCCAUCUGCUGGCCUCCCUGGCGCUCAUUUCACACCUACGUACUAUGCUGACCGACCCCGGCUCUGUGCCCUUGGGAAACCCACCCGGGCCUGACACGGUGUCCUACUGUUUCCUCUGCCUGAGUGCCGUACCAGAGAGGACUGACCACUGCCUGGUGUGCGAACGCUGCAUUCGCAAAAACGACCACCACUGCCCCUGGGUCAACAACUGCGUGGGUGAAGACAACCAGAAAUACUUUUUGCUCUUCACUCUGUACAUUGGGCUUAUCUCAACCCACAUUCUGCUCCUACUGGGCAUCCCUAUCCUGCUGAGCCACGCCCAGGGUGAGUGGGAUUCCAGCAGCACCGUGUCCCCACCUGGCUCCAUCCUCUUCCUCUUCCUAGUGGCCUUGAUGGGCUUCCUCUUUGCCUUGGUGAUGCUCUGCUUCCAGAUGUGUGCCAUCUACACAAACAAAACCACAACCGAGAUGCUGUACCGGAACAAGCACUCACAGGGCAGACGGUCCAUGUGGGCAAAUGUGAAGGCCAUUUGCGGCUCCCGAGUCUCCCUAGCCUGGCUCAGUCCUUUUCAUUCCCCAAAACGUCACAAAGCGAGGGAGCACCACGAUCCGGCCUAACUCACUCAUAGGUGCCUGGGGCAAAGCACAGCACCACAGACCUGAACAAGCCAGCUCCCUGAAGGAAAGCAGCAAGGCAGAGUAAAAAGUAACGUACCUCAGAUUUUCUGAGCAAGAAAACAAGAUGGGGACGCCAGCUGUUGGGGAAAACCGGAGGAAAGUGCUCCCCGUGUGGCCCCCCUGCGGAAUUGAAAGUAAUUAAACGCAUCCAACCACGAA